This is a messenger RNA of Aspergillus aculeatinus CBS 121060, 577 nucleotides long. RefSeq lists its product as uncharacterized. The coding region runs from base 1 to 576 and encodes 191 amino acids. The transcript has 3 exons. The record is from RefSeq and is a predicted model, not a curated record. NCBI's taxonomy places the organism in Eukaryota, Fungi, Ascomycota, Eurotiomycetes, Eurotiales, Aspergillaceae.
AUGGCCCCAAGCACACCCUCGAAACCGAGAGCGCCUCGCCUCACCGCGGAUGAUCAAGUGCAGUUCCUCCUUAGCUGCAUCCGCAACGCCACUGGCGGCGGCAAGAUUGAUUUCGCCAAUGUCGCCAAGGAAUGCGACAUUGUGACCAAAGGAGCCGCCGCAAAACGCUACGAGCGUCUCCUGAAAGCCAACAACAUCGCUCCAGCGGGGGGCAGCAAUCUUACCUCGAAAACUACCAACGAUGAGGGCGUUGAUGAAGACGAAGCCGAUGGACUUGAGGCCGCCGCGACGGGGGGAGCAGGCAAGGGUCGCAAGCGCAAGAGCCCGACUGCUACUGCGGCUGCUAUAUCUGGUCGAAAGGGGAAGACGAGUGGCCUGCUGGCGAGGAAGAGGACAAAAGGCCAGCUCAUGAAGGAGAUGGCUGUGGCUAGAUCGCAUAGGAUGGUUGGGAUGAGUGAUUCCGGGGAUGAGACUGUCAAGCAGGAAGAUGGGGAGGACGAGAACGACGACGGUCAUGGUUUGACCAUCAAGAAAGAGGAUGCUGAUGAGGAGAUACUUAUGGAAGACGAAAACUGAG